AUGCCAAGUGAAAGAGACAACGAAUCUAGAUACUCUAAAAGUACAACUCGUACCGUGCGUACGACGCAUACCAGUGCUAGCAAUGCCACCAAGGCUUCAAAUGCAUCAGGAGCGUCUAUAUCUUCUGAACAAAGAUCUAAGGAAUAUUCGAGACAAAGGGAUAGAGAUGAGGGAAGGGAAAGGGAUAGGGAAAGAAAGGGAGAUAGUAGCAGAGAUCGAGAAAGGGAUAGAUACCCAUCCAGCAACCCAGUCCUAUCGAAAACAUCCUCUCGUGCACCCUCUGAAGCCCCCAGCAUAACACCCUCACAAAGUAUUAGUGUCUGUGCCCCACCAAAACAUCGCUCUUCCGACCAAAAAUCUCGAAGCGGAUCAAGUGCAGCAUCAUCCGCAACUAUAAAAUUAUCUCAUCGAAAAUCUUCCAGUAGCGAAGCACCCUCAAUCCGGUCAAAUUUACCCACUGUCCCCGAAGAUAGAACCAUCAUCGCAGAUCCCAAGAACGGGUAUCGAAGAUCCGUAAAUCCAAGUGAAGCCAACCAAAGUACCUACAGCUCUCGAACACAUGAAUCUAAUAGCAGUAGAAAAUCUCAAAGUAUCUACAAUCCCGCAGCAAGUCGUGCACCAACCGAAUUAUCCAACAUGUCUAAAGCGGAAAUCUCGCGUUAUAUGCCUGAUGCUCGUGAUUUUCAGGGGAUAAAAAAUAGACAUCGUAGUAUGGGAAGUGUAGCCGAUUCGGUCAUGAAUCAUAUGGAACGGAAGGCGGGGCGGGAUUUGGGUAAUACGUUGCUGCUUGAUGAGGAUGGUACGCCCAUAGGAGUAGCGGAAAUGAAGCUUGGUUCUAAAUAUGAUGAGGGAGGAUUAUUUGAGUUGAAUAGAGUGGAUGAGGGUGGUAAGAGGUUGUCGGAUAGGAGACACCGUCGUGGAGAUUCACCUGGUAGGAGUAACUAUUCUGAUAUGAGAUCCGAUUCUGGGAGAAGAACAGUAGUACCAGCUGACUAUCAAUUUUCUGAACGAGGUUCUUCUGUUUCUGAGAAUAGAUCUAAUUCUGAUAGAAGAACAGUAGUACCAGCUGACUAUCAAUUCUCUGAACGAGGUUCUUCUGUUUCUGAGAAUAGAUCUAAUUCUGAUAGAAGAACUCUAGUACCUGCUGGAUAUGAAUUCUCAGAUCGAGGUUCCUCAGUGUCUGGACAUAGUUCUCGUACACGAACUAGUGCAGCACCUUCCAGUUCAGCCUCGUCUGGGCGCAAAUACAAAACAAAGGAAGUCAGGCCAGACGGUUAUUAA
Molecule: messenger RNA, 1281 nt
Organism: Sclerotinia trifoliorum
Lineage: Eukaryota; Fungi; Ascomycota; Leotiomycetes; Helotiales; Sclerotiniaceae
Source: the annotation of a GenBank genome assembly